This is a messenger RNA of Ostreococcus lucimarinus CCE9901, 312 nucleotides long. RefSeq names its product ferredoxin thioredoxin reductase beta chain (gene FTR). The record is from RefSeq and is a predicted model, not a curated record. NCBI's taxonomy places the organism in Eukaryota, Viridiplantae, Chlorophyta, Mamiellophyceae, Mamiellales, Bathycoccaceae. Bases 1 to 312 code for a protein of 103 amino acids. Gene Ontology annotation, molecular function: oxidoreductase activity, acting on iron-sulfur proteins as donors. The transcript has 2 exons.
AUGCGAAAGUUUUCUGAACAGUACGCGCGCGGGAGUGGGACGUACUUUUGCAUGGAUAAGAGCGUGACGGCGGUCGUGAUUCAAGGUUUGGCGGAACACAAGGACACGCUCGGGUCGCCGCUGUGCCCGUGCAGGCACUACGACGAUAAGGAGGCGGAAGUCGCGCAGGGAUUCUGGAACUGUCCGUGCGUGCCGAUGCGCGAGCGGAAGGAGUGUCACUGCAUGCUCUUCUUGACGGAGGAUAACGACUUCGCGGGCGACGAGCAGACGAUCACGAUGGACGAACUGGUGGAAUUGACCGAGGACAUGUAG